ACUUCCUUUUAAUUCUAACAUCAAGGCAUCCGUUGAAGGGCACAAGCAAGGCUAAAGCAAUCUCCUGAAGGGUCUUGUGCUCAAGGUUAACUAACCAUCAUGGGAGGUCAUGACGCAGGAUCUCAGCACCAGUUCACUGGGUUUGCAAAAUACUUCAACGCUUACACCUUGGUAGGCAGGAGAAAUUGCGUUUUGGCCACAUAUGCCAGCAUAGCAGCAAUUGCCCUUUUCUUCAAAUUGAAGCCCAAGAAACAAGCCGCAGUCACUGAGAAGUAAUAUGUACUGUAUUUGAUUUCUACCUGCUGGGAGUGGAGAAGGCAGCUGUAUGUGCUUGGAAUAUAAUAACUGUUUGAUUUCUCUAUGUUAACAAUAAAGACCAUUUCUGCCCGAA
Messenger RNA from Phycodurus eques (leafy seadragon), 391 nucleotides. It is a transcript of the gene atp5mk, whose product is annotated as ATP synthase membrane subunit k. The transcript has 4 exons. Bases 100 to 276 code for a protein of 58 amino acids. Lineage: Eukaryota; Metazoa; Chordata; Actinopteri; Syngnathiformes; Syngnathidae. The record is from RefSeq and is a predicted model, not a curated record.